AUGUCAAGCAUUGCUUUGGGUACUGGAGACAUGGUGGUGAAUAGGUCAUCUCUCAGAGAACUUGCUGAAUGGACCUUACACUCUGGCGCCAGCCAGGUUCCCAGAUCCCCCUCCUGGUGGGUGGGCAGGCCUGGACACCUCUCUGACUCUGCCAGUCCUUGGCUAUCCCCUCCCCUGUCAUUACAGAUCCCUGCUGCCCAGGUGUCACUUGUCAUGUUUGGAGGGAGGGUGUCGGGGGCAGCUGCUGACCCCGUGGCUGGGUUCUUCAUCAGCAGAAGCAGGAGGACAGGGUCUGGACGACUCAUGCCCUGGGUCCUUGACGGGGGAAUGGCACCACCAAGCACCCGUGUCCUAGCCAGAGUCACAGCCCCCGUCCUGCUCCGGGCGCCCCAGUUCUUCCAGGUGCCCUACACGGCGCUCACCAUGCUGCUGACGCCCAGCCCCCGGGAGCGGGACUCGGCCACCGCCUACCGGAUGACCAUGGAGAUGGCGGGGACGCUGCUGGGAGCCGCGGCCCACGGGCUCAUCGUGUCCGGGGCCCACGGUCCCCACAGCUGCGAGGACGCCGAGUUCCCGGGGCCGGGCACCGUCUCCCCCCACGCGGUGAUGGUGCCUUUUGUAAUCCUGUUGGCUGCUGUGCCCACAGCCCCCGUGGCAUACAUCGUGGCCUUUGUGUCUGGCGUGAGCAUUGCUUUGUCCUUGCUGCUACCCUGGUCCAUGCUCCCAGACGUGGUGGAUGACUUCCAGCUGCAGCACCAGCACGGCCCCGGCAUAGAGACCAUCUUCUACUCGUCCUACGUCUUCUUCACUAAGCUCUCGGGCGCAGGGGCCCUGGGCAUCUCCACGCUCAGUCUUGAGUUUGCGGGGUAUGAGGCAGGAGCCUGCAAGCAAGCAGAGCAGGUGGUGGUGACCCUCAAGGUCCUCAUCGGUGCUGUGCCCACCUGCAUGAUCCUCACCGGUCUUUGCAUCCUCAUGGUGGGUCCUGGUCCAAAGGUGCCAAGCCAGGACUCCUCUCACCAGCUGAGCCUUCGAAGGAGGACCAGCUACAGCCUCGCUGCAAGUUAAAGCUUCGUGAGCCCAACAGCAGGAGCCCGCAUCGUCUGGGCUCGAAGUCCCCCUCUCUUCUCAGCCGUUUAGAACCCCCACUUCGCAGCGUGCACGUGACCUUUUCCCUGGGAUAUGGAGCCUUCAGUGACCUCUCCAGAAGGGACUGGGCCUGGGUUCCACCUGUCUUUUUCUUACCUGUUGACCACAGACCAUUUCAGAUAAACCUGUGCCCCUGACUACCUGGCUCCAGGUGACGUUUGACCUGGAAAGCAUCCCAAUAGCAGCUUGUCCUGAAAAAAAGGAAGCCUCGGCCAGCCUGGCCUGCAGACUCCCCAACAACCUGCUGCCUGACAGGACAGACACACAGACAGACCCUUUGUUCUUCCUGAUGCCACAGUGGACAUCUGAGAGACUGACAGACGUCACAUGAAUGGGCAGAGUGGGGACAGAUGGGCAGGCUGGGGGUGUUGUUAGGACAGACAGAUGCAGGGCGGCCAGCAGACCCCAGGGGGAGAGAAGGGGACAGCAGUGGGGAUGAGAAGGCGGAGCAGGGCACGGGGUGUUCUCGAACCUCUCUCUCUGUCAGGUUGAUGACUGUUCCCAGAGGUGGGCACAGACUGUCCAGCCACCAGAGAUGGAUCAUUUUCAUGAACAGUCGUUAUUUUUGUGGGAAUAUUUUUUUCUGAACUUUUAUAAAAAGUACAGGAACCACCAUUUUCUAGAAGCCGUAUCUUUGGAAACGAUCCACUGAGGUUUAUUUUUUUCAAAAAACAAAAAAACCACAUUAAAAGGUUUGUCUUCUACUGAGUCAGUAAAGUGUGAUGGUGGACGGCCCUCCAUCAUCCCUCGGCCCAGGGCUAGGCUCCCUUCCACUUCCUCUUCGGGCCUUUGGCGGCCUCUUAGGUGAGAGACCCCGUAGGCUGCCAGAACUCAGACUCACGCACAGAGAUGCUCGUCUGAGCUCGGUUUAAGCCUCUGGCUUCCUCCACAGAGAGGGAGCUGACCUCCCAGUGAGAGCGCAGAAUGUUAACAGUAUUACAUAUGUCCUUAUUUUCCCCCAUCGACCCCC
Myotis lucifugus (little brown bat) is the source of this 2116-nucleotide messenger RNA. RefSeq names its product major facilitator superfamily domain containing 2B (gene MFSD2B). The record is from RefSeq and is a predicted model, not a curated record. Gene Ontology annotation, biological process: carbohydrate transport. Lineage: Eukaryota; Metazoa; Chordata; Mammalia; Chiroptera; Vespertilionidae. The transcript is spliced from 9 exons. Gene Ontology annotation, molecular function: sphingolipid intramembrane carrier activity; symporter activity. Gene Ontology annotation, cellular component: membrane. The coding region runs from base 1 to 1065 and encodes 354 amino acids.